AUGGGUCGUAAAAAGGGAGUAUUCUUCAGUGACGAGGGUGCCCCGGAUGACUUCGACCCGGAUAACCCGUACAAGGACCCGGUGGCGAUGUUGGAGAUGAGGGAGCAUUUGGUGAGGGAGAAGUGGAUCGACAUCGAGAAAGCCAAGAUUCUCAGAGAGAAAGUGAAGUGGUGUUACCGUGUAGAGGGAGUCAACCACCUCCAGAAGUGCCGCCACCUCGUUCAACAGUACCUCGACGCCACUCGCGGCGUUGGCUGGGGCAAGGACCACCGCCCUCAUUCCCUCCACGGUCCAAAGGUGGAGGCCGAGGCCGAAUGA
Messenger RNA from Fraxinus pennsylvanica, 318 nucleotides. Lineage: Eukaryota; Viridiplantae; Streptophyta; Magnoliopsida; Lamiales; Oleaceae. The record is from the annotation of a GenBank genome assembly.